CCCCUAAAAAAAAAACAAAAGAACACAGAGGAGAGAGAAAAAGGGGAAAUUUUUAGAGAGAGAAACUCCCAUUUUAUCUCACUAAUCUGAUCUCGAUCCGCCAUUAAAGAGCCGCUCCAAGCUUCGCCGUCUCUUCUAAGAUGUCGUUUCGCCACGAGAAAGAGAAGGCCGUCAACGUCCAGGUCCUUCUACGUUGCAGGCCGUUCAGCGAUGAGGAGCUGCGGAACAACGCGCCGCAAGUGGUGACUUGCAAUGAUUUCCAGAGGGAAGUGGCGGUGUCUCAGACGAUCGCAGGGAAGCAGAUUGAUAGGAUUUUUACAUUCGACAAGGUGUUUGGUCCUUCAGCAAAGCAGAGGGAUUUGUAUGAUCAAGCAGUGAUUCCUAUUGUAAAUGAGGUCUUGGAGGGUUUUAACUGUACAAUUUUCGCUUAUGGCCAAACGGGUACAGGAAAGACAUAUACCAUGGAAGGUGAAUGUAGAAGAUCUAAGAGUGGACCAAAUGGUCAAUUACCUUCAGAUGCAGGCGUUAUACCAAGAGCUGUGAAACAGAUAUUUGACACCCUAGAAAGUCAAAAUGCUGAAUAUAGUGUAAAAGUUACUUUCUUAGAGCUGUAUAAUGAAGAAAUCACUGAUUUGCUUGCUCCGGAAGAGAUAUCUAAAGUUGUUUUGGAGGAAAAGCAGAAAAAGGCAUUACCACUUAUGGAGGAUGGUAAAGGGGGUGUUCUUGUAAGAGGACUCGAGGAAGAGAUUGUAACAAGUGCCAAUGAAAUCUUUUAUCUUCUGGAGAGGGGAUCAGCAAAGAGACGUACUGCGGAGACUUUAUUGAACAAACAAUCAAGUCGGUCACAUUCUCUAUUUUCCAUUACAAUACACAUCAAAGAGGCCACCCCAGAAGGAGAAGAACUUAUUAAAUGCGGGAAGCUAAAUCUAGUUGAUCUUGCCGGAUCAGAGAACAUUUGUCGCUCAGGGGCGAGGGAGGGUCGUGCAAGAGAAGCUGGGGAAAUAAACAAAAGUCUACUCACGUUGGGACGUGUAAUUACUGCUCUUGUGGAACACCUUGGGCACAUUCCCUACAGGGACAGCAAGCUUACUCGGUUGCUUCGUGAUUCACUAGGAGGAAGGACCAAGACUUGCAUAAUAGCCACUGUUUCACCAUCUGUGCACUGUUUGGAAGAGACCCUUAGUACGUUAGAUUACGCUCACAGAGCAAAAAAUAUAAAGAAUCGGCCCGAGGUGAACCAAAAGAUGAUGAAAUCAACUUUGAUCAAAGACCUCUAUGGGGAAAUGGACCGGCUUAAAGCAGAACUGAAUGCUACUCGUGAGAAAAAUGGAGUCUACAUACCAAAAGAAAGAUAUUCACAAGAGGAGGCUGAAAGAAAGGCAAUGGCAGAGCAAAUUGAGCAAAUGGGGGUCUCACUAGAAACCCAACAAAAGCAAAUUGAGGAUUUACAGGAAAGUAAUGACACACAACUGCAUCUUGUUGCAGAUCUGAGAAAACAACUUGAUGCAACAGAGAAAAGCUUGAACCAUACUAGCAAGUUAUUAGCUAUUGCAAAGGAGGAUCUCCAGCAAUCCCAAUAUACCCUGAAAGAGAAAGACUUCAUCAUAUCAGAACAGAAGAAAGCUGAAAAUGCUUUGGCUCAUCAAGCAUGUGUUUUGCGGGCAGACUUGGAGAAAUCUAUUCGUGAUAAUGCUUCGUUGUUUUCUAAAAUAGCCAGAGAAGACCAACUGAAUGCUGCAAAUAGGUCAACAGUCAAUAGUUUUCAGGUUGAUCUCACAGAUAAAGUUACCUCACUCUGCAAAAUUUUAGCUACAUCAAUGGAGAAACAGAAUAAACACCUUCAGUCUGUUGGGGAUCUUUGUCAAUCUUGUCUAGAUUUCCAUGACAAGGCAGUCUUAGAACUGAAGAAGAAGGUGUCAAACUCAAGGGCACUGUGCAUUUCUCAUGUAGAAGGAAUUCAGAAUGCAGUACGCUUGCAUAAAUCAACAAGCGAUGCUGGCCUCGAAGAGAUCUCAUCUGCUGCUGCUGCCAAUUGCUCCUCUCUUCUUCAUUUGCUAACUGUGGGGGAAGGAGAAACAGAUCUUAUCUUUAAGAAUCUACAAGGUACUUUGUCUAUUCAUCGAGGAGAGAUUGCAAGCUUCACUCAGGAGCUGAGACAGAGGUUUUCUUCUAGUUUGGAGCAUACAAAGGAGAUGUCCAACUUUAUCUUUGAACUUCUUGAAAAGCUGGGUGCAGAAUCAAGGAAGCUUCACAGUCACUCGAAUCUGGUGCAUGAAGCUCAGGCGGCUAGCCUUGCUGAUUUCCAGAAGGCUUAUGAGGAGGAAUCAAGGUCCGAAGCAGAAAAGCUUAUAGCAGAUUUGACGAGUCUAGUGUCCAGUCACAUGCACCGACAAAAAGAACUGGUCAAUGGAAGACUCACUGCAUUUAGGGAUUCUGCUUUGGAGAACAAGACGGUUUUUGAUGAGCAUGUAUCAUCUGUCAAUGGCAUGACAACUAAUGCCAAGAGGAAAUGGCAAGAAUUUUCCAUGAAAGCACAGCAUGAUUCCGAAGAUGGUUCCAACUUCUCUGCAGCAAAGCAUUGUCGUAUGGAACUUGUUCUUCAAGAAUGUGAAAACACUGUUAAUGCUGCCUGCCAACAGUGGAAGAAGAUACAUGCAUCUGUUAAUGAGAUGAGCAGUAAGCAUGUCGUCGACAUGGAUGCACUUAUUCGAAACGCCAUUGAGAGUAAUGAGCAACAUGAUUCUGAGGUUGCAUCAGCACGAAGUAUUGCUGAGGAGGAUGCAUGUAAGAAUAGCAAAGAUAUUCAACAUCAUUUAGAGAGUAUAAUGGAAUACGACAAGGAAUCGAAUAAAGGAACUUUGACAGAAAUAGAAAUCCACGCUGAGACUCUGCAGCAGCUGCAGGAGGAUCAUAGGAGCUGGGCCUCUGAUGUCAACGAGUACGCAGAGAAUACCUUCCAAAAUACAUACAAGGAUUAUGAGCCUAGCGGUGAGACACCGUUGCGGUCUGAGCCCAACGUGCCAAGCAAGGGUACCAUCGAGUCGCUUCGAGCAAUGCCAAUGGAUACUCUUCUAGAGGAGUUUAGGGAAAACAACCCUUACGAAUCGUCGAAGGAGAAGCCCUCGCAGAUACCAAGAUCGCCCCUCAUUCAACUGAACUGAUUGGUUUCAUAACACAAGCUAUUCUUGUGUAGUUGUUGUGUGAUGUAUUAUUGUUAUUAUUAUUUACAGUGUUUGCUAGUGUGAGAGGGGAGCUUUCUUAGGUCCUCGUAUUCAAAUUUUUUUGCCAAUGUAUCGCAUAGAUGCAAGAGUAGCGGAUGGGUAAACAUUCUUCCUGAUCUAUGUUAUGUACAUAAUAUAGACUGAUUGUAGUUUCUUGAUUCCCAAAUCUCUGAUCUAUGUUAUGUACAUAAUAUAGACUGGUUGUAGUUUCUUGAUUCCCAAAUCUUAGUUGAGUUUAGAAUUGUUUCUCGAA
Asparagus officinalis (garden asparagus) is the source of this 3474-nucleotide messenger RNA. Its product is annotated as kinesin-like protein KIN-5C. NCBI's taxonomy places the organism in Eukaryota, Viridiplantae, Streptophyta, Magnoliopsida, Asparagales, Asparagaceae. Gene Ontology annotation, molecular function: plus-end-directed microtubule motor activity; microtubule binding; ATP binding. The record is from RefSeq and is a predicted model, not a curated record. Gene Ontology annotation, biological process: microtubule-based movement. Bases 141 to 3161 code for a protein of 1006 amino acids. The transcript is spliced from 23 exons.